Messenger RNA from Aplysia californica (California sea hare), 976 nucleotides. RefSeq lists its product as uncharacterized. The record is from RefSeq and is a predicted model, not a curated record. The transcript is spliced from 4 exons. Lineage: Eukaryota; Metazoa; Mollusca; Gastropoda; Aplysiida; Aplysiidae. Bases 201 to 800 code for a protein of 199 amino acids.
CAAAAGCAUCAAGAUGUCUCUGUACGCUAGAGAUACGAGCUGACUCACCACAGAGGGGUAUUUAAAACUCGGCGUGCGAACAUGGCACAGACUGACUUGUGAAGGAUACCCCCGUCCUUUAACGUCCUGGGAAUCGUCCGAAAGGAAGACCGGAACUGACACAUUUUUACAAGGGAGCUAACUAAACGACAGCAGAAAUAAUGUGUCCGAUGAAGUACAUGGAUUUGUCUUACGAGGGGCGACAACUCUCGGAGAGAAAUCAAUUCGAUAAUGGGAAAUACCCGCACGGAGGCUACCGAGGAGCGCGCAAGCACCCACCGUGCGGUCUGUCCUACGACAAAGGUCGAGAGUUCAAGGAGAAGGUGGACGAGGAGGUGAUCCGCCUGAUGACGGAGGAUGACAUCAACCUCCACGGCAAGUCGCCCACCUGGUCCCUGCUCGUGCAUCGUGAGCCCACCUUCUCGGACGAGUCGCCGCUCAUUGCAGGGAACUUCAUGGCUGCUUCCAAGCACGAGCAGACAAACGGGGUCAACCUGCUCAGCCGGACCUCCCUCCUGCCCGCCAAACCUCUGAGGGUGAGCAGGAAGCAGAACGGUGUCAAGUACUACAGACCCAACAGAAUGCACCAGUACCUGUCUGCCACAGAGCUCAAAGACAGCUCCCGGGAACAGGUGAACAUCGCCUACGGCAGGCCUACUAGGACCACACUACUCCGAGCGAGGAACAGAUGUGUUCCGGCACAGACGAACACACACGAGACCAGAAAAGAGUUCUUCCAGAGUGAGUAUAGCCUGUCAUGAGAUCUUGUGUCGGAUAUUAUUUUGUGUGCAUAUUUGUGGGUGGUACGUGUAACCAUCAUUGUUAUAGGUGUUUAAAAAGUGAAAGUAGAAAAAGGAACGAUGAAUAUGAACAGAGGCGGGUCUAGGUGGAAUAAAACAACAUAGAAAAUACAAAUCAUCAUCAAGUGCCAGAUCUG